AUGACGCCUGCUCCGGUGGCACUCGUGACAGACAAGGGAAUUGUUGCGCUCAGAAGGGGCCUCGAUGCGUUGGCUGCCCACCUCCCGGCCGCUGAUCAAGUUCCAACUCUGGAGGAGGUCAAGGCAGAACUCAAAGCGAACGAGCCGCCGAAAAACGGCCGCGAAGCAAUUGGCGGCGCCGGCGCGCCGCAGCUUGCCGGCCGGGCGACCCCCGGGGGAUCCCCCGUUCCGGCCCACCGCAAACUGCAGCAGGGGGGGACCACCCUUCACCCGCCACUUAACGCACGCCUCCUGCCAGGACUCCGAGUCGGCCCUCGCCGCGCUGAGUCACCACUGCGGCGCUCCAGUGCCUGUUCUGGACGCGCAGCCGCCGGCGCCUGA
Messenger RNA from Coccomyxa subellipsoidea C-169, 381 nucleotides. RefSeq lists its product as hypothetical. The record is from RefSeq and is a predicted model, not a curated record. The coding region runs from base 1 to 381 and encodes 126 amino acids. Lineage: Eukaryota; Viridiplantae; Chlorophyta; Trebouxiophyceae; Coccomyxaceae. The transcript is spliced from 2 exons.